Molecule: messenger RNA, 1410 nt
Organism: Sclerotinia sclerotiorum 1980 UF-70
Lineage: Eukaryota; Fungi; Ascomycota; Leotiomycetes; Helotiales; Sclerotiniaceae
Exons: 5
Coding region: 1-1410 (469 amino acids)
Source: RefSeq, a predicted model, not a curated record
AUGUCUGCCUCCGAAGCACCAUCUCCUAAGGAAUUAAUACAUGUUACAGGCCUUACACUAGAGGAAGGUGCAGUCUUUGAGCGCGAUCCUAGCCCCGACACAGAGGAUGCAGGAUCUCGGGCUCCUCACAACAUCCCUGUGCUACCUGGCGCUAUUCUGGAUCCAGAUGAUCGUUUUCCAAAGACUCCAGAAACACAGCCAGAGCACGAAAUACCAAAGUCGAAAGAGGAAGUUACUUAUAUGCUAGAAACAAAAAUCAAAUUACGAGAUCUUGAACGUGAAAAGGAAACAUUGGAAAUGGAGGGGCGCCGUCGAGCUGCAAAAGAACAAAUUGAUGCUCGAUGGCAAGAGCGCGCUUUGAAAGACUGGAGAGAAAAUAAAGUGAAGGUUAAGUAUGAUACUUUACCUGAUACUGACCAUGAUGAGGAUGCUCUUCGACAGGCAGCUAUUGAUAAAAACCUCAGGGGUGGUGAAAUUGCACCAACAGUGAAUAAGAAGAAAUCGCCACCCAAAGGAAUAAACCAACUGGCUGAAUCACGAAGAAAAUUAAAUAAGGAAUGGGCCAUAAGUGGAGGCCAUCGAAUCGCAGUAAGACAGAAUGACGAAACGGCUGCUGAAGGGGCAGCAUUGAAAGGCGCAAAACAGUUCAAGGCAGUUGUAGAUGGAGAAGGAGCUCGGAAUGACACGACGGAUGGCGGAGUCAAAUACACAAAUAAAGACUCGCGCGAUGGUGGAAAUGAAUUUGGUGAUAGGUCGCCGGUGCCAGAGGAGCGAGGAAGAAGAAGAGCCCACGAGGCAAGAGAUACUUCUUCACACUCGCAGGCACGCAGAAGAAAGCAAGAGGGCGCUGCUGAAGAUCCGCUACGAUCCACCGGGAUCACACCACUAUCCGAAGGACCGCCACUUCAUCAAAGACACAAGGAUGCGAACGUUGUUCUACACAAAGAUGUACCAGCGGAGACCUUCCGAGUAGCACAACAAGCAGAGAAAGGCCGUUUUGUCGCCUGGCCCGGAGCAAAUAUUCAAAUACCUCCUAUGUCUCCCCUGGUUCCAAAAGUAGUAAAACCUCAGACGAAGCUUGAACCUUUGCCCAUUGUUUUCCCAGUACCAGCCAUUCGAGAUCCACGUCUAUUACCAAACGAAAGUCCAGCUCAAUGGAAACUUCGCGAAAAUAGUGUAAAUCUAAGGGAGGAAAUGCUUUCAUUCAACGAGAGAGCAGAUCAAGAGGAACUUAGGAAAUUAGACGAUAGAAGAGCUAAACGGAAGGGAAGAUAUAAGUGUCUUGCAACAGAAAGCAAGAUUGAGAGAAAGUGUGUGGCAGCGAGGCAGAGAGCAGAGGAACUGGCUGAAAAGCUUUUGCGCGGUGGAGGUGGUUCUGAGGACCGAAGAGAUACAGCAACGGGGAAGUAA